CCCGGCCUCCGCGGGGGCAUCUCCCUCUCUUCCUCCUCUUCCUCCUCCUCCUCCUCCGGCCGGCCCUUCCCCCGCUCGCGGCACCAGCCCCCGCCGGAGAUGGGGCACCUGCACGGCCACGGCGGGUAUCGGCCCAAGGACUCGUUCCGCUCCCACCCGCCGCCCAUGCCGGCGCCGCGGAUGCCGUCGGGUUCGCAUUCCGAGACGGGCCCCCGGCUCUCAUUUUGGGAACGCAGUCACAGUGCCUUGGAUCGAUUCCGCUUCCGAGGCCGGCCCUACAGGGGAGGAGGGCGCUGGGGUAGGAGCCGAGGCAGCGGCGAUCGGGGAGGCAACCCUCCGGGGAGGCCGCCCGGAGGGGGAGGCGGUGCCGGAUUCGGUGGCAGCCAGGGCUGGAGGGAGCCCUCGCCUCGAAAAUCCAAAACUUUUGGAAGGUCUCCAUCUAGAAAGCAGAACUACUCUUCUAAAAAUGAAAACUCUGUAGAAGAAAGUUUUGAGGAUCUGCUCUUGAAGUAUAAGCAGAUACAAUUAGAGCUUGAAUACAUUAAUAAAGAUGAACGACUGGCUUUGAGCAACAGGGAAGAAAAUGAACAACAAGAUGAUGAUAAAACAGCAGACACUGAGGACCAAAUAACUGUAGAAAAUGACAGUAUUACAACGGAUGCUAUAAAAGAAAUAUCUCCUGAGGAGAAAAAUCCGGUUAUAGCCUUUCAGGCAUUUGAACUGAAACCUCUCAGACAAAAACUGCCUACUCCAGCUGAGAGGAGCAGGUUAAAAAAAGGCAAAGAAGGAACGAAACAGUCAUCGCAAAAAUCUGAAGUCACAGAAUCUGGCCAAGGUACAGAAGACAAAGAACAAACAUCAGUGCGAAAGCUUAGCAGUUCAGAUGUUACAUCUGAAAAGAAGCUGCUUGAUGAUGAGGAGGAGAUGUCUGAAUUGCAACUUAGGCUUCUUGCACUUCAGUCUGCUAGUAAAAAAUGGCAGCAAAAAGAGCAACAGGUGAUGAAGGAAAGCAAGGAAAAAUUAACAAAAACGAAAAGUGUAACACAGAAAGUCAAAGCCAGUACAAAAGCACAUUCAACAAAAAAACCUAGUGCUACAGCCAAGCAGGCUUUGAGGAAACAACAGACGAAGACGUCAAAAAAGAUGCAGCAGCAAAAGGAACAAGACAGGCGUCAGAAAGAGGAGGACCAGAGGAAACAAGAAGAGGAAGAGGAGAGAAGAAAGAGAGAAGAAGAAAUCAGAAAAAUUAGGGACCUCUCAAAUCAAGAAGAGCAGUACAAUCGAUUUAUGAAGCUAGUUGGAGGAAAGAGGAGAUCAAGAAGCAGGUCUUCAGAUACGGACUUGAGAUGGUCUUUGGAUAAGCAGUCUACAGAUAGUGCAGGAGGCAUAUAUCAGUAUGAUAAUUAUGAUGAAGUUGCUAUGGAUACAGAUAGUGAAACUAACUCUCCAGCUGCUUCUCCAGUGCAGCCUCCUUUCUUUGAGUGUCCGAUAGGAUAUUUCCCACCUCCAGUACCACCAAUUUCCUUGCCACUGCCACCUCCAAUUCCACCUGUACCGUCUUUGAGCCAACUUUAUGUAGAGGGUAUUUCUUGUGUUUCGCUUGAGCCGCCUCCACCUCUUCCACCUCUUCCCCCUGAAGAGCCUGAACAGCCACCAAAACCUCCAUUUGCCGAUGAGGAAGAGGAAGAGGAGAUGCUGUUAAGAGAAGAAUUACUCAAAUCUCUAGCCAACAAACGAGCUUUCAGAUCUGAGGAAACUUCAAGUAACAGUGGUCCACCUUCCCCUCCUGUUCCAGAUAAUUUGCACUCUGUGCCAAGAAGCAAUCUGUCCGCUGUCAGUAUUAAUACUGUGUCUCAGCCACGGGUACAAAAUACAAAGUUUGUCAGAGUACCAAGGCCUCCACGAGCAGUGAUCACACUUCCAAAACACAAGUCUGUUGUGGUUACGUUAAAUGACUCGGAUGAUAGUGAGUCUGAUGGAGAGCCAUCUAACUCAACUAGCAGUGUAUUUGGAGGACUAGAAUCUAUGAUAAAAGAAGCAAGGAGAAAUGUUGAGGCCUCAAAAAUCAAAGCCCCUCCAAAAUCAGAAAAAGAAAAUGAUCCAAUGAGAACUCCAGAGGCUCUACCAGAAGAUAAGAAGAUAGAAUACAGGCUCUUAAAAGAAGAGAUUGCCAGUCGUGAGAAGCAACGCUUAAUUAGGUCUGAUCCACUGAGGAACAAUUCAUCGCCUGCAAAUUCUGAUGGUGAAGUUGAUGGAAUUGGUAGAAUAGCAGUAGUGACAAAACAAGUCACAGAAGCAGAAGCAAAGCUUAAGAAAAACAGACUUCUAUUGAUGAAGGAUGAAUCUGUCUUGAAACAUUUGUUGCAACAAGAGGCCAAGAAGAGAGAGAAUGUUCGAAUUGCUGAAAAUAAAAUUAACAAACUGGCUGAACAGCUACAAGCAACAGAGAAGAUCUUGAAUGCUAAUAAGAUGUUUCUCAAGAAGCUUCAGGAACAAAUUCAUAAAGUUCAACAACGAGUUACAGUAAAAAAAGCUCUGGCAUUAAAAUAUGGGGAAGAACUUGCUCGAGCAAAAGCAGUAGCAAGUAAGGAAAUUGGGAAACGAAAACUGGAGCAAGAUCAUCUUCCAAGCAAAAUGUUGAAAUUGGAGAACUCCCCUGCAUCAAGUCCAAAAAAGCAUUCAGCAGAAUUGAUUGCACUAGAGAAAAAACGACUACAGCAACUAGAAUAUGAAUAUGCUCUAAAGAUUCAGAAAUUGAAAGAGGCCCGCGCGCUUCAAACCAAGGAACAAUCAAAUAUUGCACCUCAUGCAGAAGAGGAAUCUGAAUUUGCAUUACCCCAGCCAUCACUUCAUGAUCUUACACAGGAUAAAUUGUCUUUGGACAGUGAAGAAAACUACUUCGAUGAUGAAGUUCUGUCUAAUUCAAACCGAGAACGAAGGAGAUCUUUCAGAGAAUCUAAUUCUUUCACUAAACCAAAUCUUAAGCACAUGGACACUCCAAAACAAGAAACUGUAAACAAACUUUCUAAAAAGGCAUCAGAGGAGCCUGAGCUGUUCCUUGGGUUGAAUAUUGAUGAACUGAAAAAACUUUAUGCUAAAGCUGACAGCUUGAAAGAGCUGCUAGUGAAAAGUACUGCCUUUAUAGUACCGAAGGAAGAUCUGUUGUGUGGUCAGGAAAUUUCAGUUGAUGUGGAUUUUGUUACAUCGCAAAAUAAACAAACUGACGUGAAACCGUUUCCAUUUGGACCGUAUCAUAGUCCUCUUCUAGUAUUUAAAUCCUACAGGUUCAGUCCGUAUUUUCGAACCAAGGAAAAACUGUACCUCAGUUCAGUAACAUAUAGCAAUAUGAUUGAGCCAAAACAGUGUUUUUGCCGUUUUGAUUUAACAGGCACAUGCAAUGAUGAUGACUGUCAGUGGCAGCACAUGAAGGAUUGCACUCUUAGCCGUAAGCAGCUGUUUCAGGAUAUUCUGUCUUACAAUUUAGAACUGAUUGGCUGUUCAGAAAAAAGCACUGAUGAGGAAAUCAGCACUGCCACAGAAAAAUAUGUUGAAAAGCUUUUUGGUAUAAACAGAGACCGUAUGUCAGUGGAUCAGAUGGCUGUUCUUCUGGCCAGCAAUGUCAAUGAGAGUAAAAGUCACACACCUCCAUUUACAACAUGGAAAGAUAAAAGGAAAUGGAGACCAAAGUACUGGAGGAAACCUCUGUUAGAUAGUAGCAGCAGUGAAGAGGAACAGUUUGUUGGACCUAUUAAAUAUGCCCAUCCCACAGAACAUAAAAAAAGAGUUCCAGCUCUUGAUGCUGUGGUGACUCCAGAUGAUGUCCGGUAUUUUACAAGUGAGACUGAUGACAUUUCCAACUUGGAGGCAAGUGUCCAAGAAAACCCCUGUGAUGUACAGCUUUGGAUUAAACUUGCAUACAAAUACUUGAAUCAAAAUGAAGGCUCAUCAUCUGAGUGUUUAGAUUCUACUUUAAAUGUUUUGGCUCGAGCUCUUGAGAACAACAAAGAAAAUCCUGAAAUUUGGUGUCAUUACCUCAGACUCUUCUCAAAAAGAGGAACCAAGGAGGAGAUACAGGAAAUGUGUGAAACGGCAGUGGAAUAUGCUCCCUCUUAUCAAAUCUGGUGGACAUUUCUGAAUUUGGAGAAUUCCUUUGAUGGAAAAGACUAUGUUUGUGGGAGGAUGCUACAGUUCCUAAUGGAAGUGACAGGGGGAGAAGAAAAUCCAAAUCUCUUGUCCUUUCAGCUGCUGGAGACUCUCCUGUAUAGGGUUCAAUUAAACCUGUUUACAGGAAGACAUCAGAAUGCUCUUGUUCUGCUGCAGAAUGCUUUAAAAUCAGCAAAUGAAAAGAUAAUAUCAGAACGCCUUACUGUAAGUGACCGUUGCUUGGCUUGGCUGGCUUACAUACAUCUAACUGAAUUUGGCAUUCUCCCAGUCAAGUUCUAUGAUCCAGCUAAUGUCAGUCCUUCAAGGGUUGUGAACAAAGAGCCAUUUUUAAUACCAUGGCAAACAGUUCAAGAUGUGAAGACUGAUCCUGAUACGCUGUUAGCUAUGUUUGAAGAUGCGGUCAAAACAUGUACUGAUGAAAGCCUUGAGGCUGACAAAAGAAUAGCUAUCUGCUUUCCUCUCUACAGAAACAUGAUAGCUUUGCUGAAACUUCUUGAAAGGUGGGAGUCUGCUGCAGAACUUUGUAGAUCUUUAUUGGAGCUCUGCCCUAACAACUGUCAGCUCUUGGAGAGUUUGGCCACCUUGUAUUUGCAGAUGGAGCAGAGUGACAACGCCUACAAAGUGUGGACUGGAGCUUUUGAGAAGUAUCCUCAGAAUGCAGAAAUUUUUUAUCAGUUGUGUAAAUUCCUUGUUUCACAGGAAAAGUCAAGCAGUAUUCUUCCGCUAUUGCAAGAUUUUGUGGCAGCUUUCUUUGAGGAUACAUGCCAACAGCAUGGUCCCAUGGAUCUCCUAAGAUACCUCUUGAAUUUUCCAAUGCCAAUUGAAUUUACAUCACCUCUCUAUAAAGAGCAUCUUACAGAUGAUGUUGUAAACCAGCAAAUCCCGUAUCUGUGGCAGAUCUACUGUUUGUGCCAGUCUCUUCACGUGAGUGUUGGUGAAGCACUGGAUGCUUAUGAAGCAGCUCUGGGGGCAGUGAUGCAGCAGGAAACUGUUCAGAACAUCUGGCUGGAUUACCUUGUUUUUAUCAAUAGCAAAGUUGUUGGAUCCAACAACAAAGUUCAAGAAUUCAAGCUUUUUACUGACCUAGUGAACAGAUGUCUGGUUACAGUCCCCACACGAUACCCAAUUCCUUUUAGUACUGCUGAUUAUUGGACCAAUUAUGAGUUUCAUAAUAAGGUAAUUCUUUUUUAUUUGAGCUGCAUUCCAAAAUCUCAACAUUCCAAAGCCUUGGAACGGUUUUGUUCUACCAUGCCUGCUAAUCCUGGACUUGCACUGAGGCUGCUUCUGCGAUACUGGGAGGAGAGCAAUGUUCAAAUUCUGAAACUGCAAGCCAAGAUGUUUACAUAUAAUAUCCCAACAUGCCUGGCCAUCUGGAAAAUAGCCAUUGCUGCCGAAUGCUUUCUAAUGGGACAAAGAGAAGUCCAUCAUUUAUAUCAGAGAGCCCUUCAGAAGUUACCUCUAUGUGCAACACUGUGGAAAGAUCAACUCUUGUUUGAAGCAUCAGGAGGAGGUAAAACUGAUAACCUGAGAAAACUAGUUUCCAAGUGCCAAGAGGUUGGAGUCAGCCUAGAUGAGCUUUUAAAUUUAAACACUUACAGAACAGAAAGCAAGAAUCACUGAACGCUGGGUACGGUCAGCCAUAAGUCCUAUUAAAUGCCAAAAUCAGUUGAAUGAUUCUUCAGGCUGAUCCAUGCCUAAGAUCUGUGUAAGGCAGAUGAGUAUUGCUGAGCAUAUCAAGUCUCCAAUCUGCUUUCCUUGAACCUGGAAACAAUUAACAUGACCCUCCUCUGGAAAAAUGAACUCCCUGUCUGGCCUUGCUUCUGGGCCCUGCCAGAUUCUCAUAACGUCAUCUACUUAAAAGUGUUUUGCUGUGACUGGCAACCAUCUUGCUGAUCAAGGAUGCUGUGUUUCGGAUGGAAAACCACUGAAGCCUGAGGGCUCCCAUUGCCAGCCUUGUGCCUGUCUCCACCACCACCACCGUGAGAGAGCCUGGGAGCAUCCCUUCUGCCAGAAUUCCCCAAAUAUGCACAGGGAUUUUCCUCAAAUUGUCUUUCUGAGCCUUCUGGAAGAGGGAUGGCUCACGGAACCAGAAACUGAGAAGGGAAUUAAGUGUUUCACAACGGCCGUGAGGCACACGGUGGCACUAGGUGCCUGGCGAAACAAGAUCGACUUUCUCCAGCUGACCCUAACUGCCUGCGACCUCAGAUCUACAUCUCUGAUGGAAGAGGCGAAAGCCUGAGUAUCGCACAGCAAGACACAGUAAGAAAUCUAGGUUUGCAGUAGAAUGUCUGGGAAUACUCUCUUAGCAAGUGUCUUCCUCCGUCUGUCAUCUUGUCGUAUGAAUUCUGCU
This is a messenger RNA of Haliaeetus leucocephalus (bald eagle), 6514 nucleotides long. It is a transcript of the gene ZFC3H1, whose product is annotated as zinc finger, C3H1-type containing. The record is from RefSeq and is a predicted model, not a curated record. Gene Ontology annotation, biological process: RNA processing. The transcript has 36 exons. The coding region runs from base 100 to 5784 and encodes 1894 amino acids. Gene Ontology annotation, molecular function: protein binding. Gene Ontology annotation, cellular component: exosome (RNase complex); nucleus. Lineage: Eukaryota; Metazoa; Chordata; Aves; Accipitriformes; Accipitridae.